Molecule: messenger RNA, 3182 nt
Organism: Chlamydomonas reinhardtii
Lineage: Eukaryota; Viridiplantae; Chlorophyta; Chlorophyceae; Chlamydomonadales; Chlamydomonadaceae
Exons: 15
Coding region: 406-2307 (633 amino acids)
Biological process (GO): proteolysis
Molecular function (GO): protein binding; endopeptidase activity; serine-type peptidase activity
Source: RefSeq, a predicted model, not a curated record
CCACACAGCUUUGUUAGUUUGCUUGCUGUGAGGGCCGCUUAAAACCCUACUUGUGGUCGCAGACUUGACCACAGCAUCGCCGCCGUUUGCUGCAAGCAAACAACUGCAUAGACGUUAGUCGUGGAAUGAGCACGGGCGAUGCCGCCGCUAGCGACAAGUACUGCGCAUUUAUCACUUUCAAGCGCCAAACUCCAGCGCCGAACUCCAACGUCGCUAGCGUCGCGUGCUUCUAGCUCAUACCAUGUAGCGACACGUUGUGGAAGGUCCAGAUCCGGCUGCAUCAGGUCACUCGGAGGCGCACGGCAAUCGCAACACAGGCCCGGCGCCAUCCCCACCGAUGGCGCGGAUCGCUCGGCGCCCACAGCCAGCCCCUCCUCCCCACACAACAACCAGGUUAAUCGCGUCAUGCACGACAAUGACAACGUAGAGCACUCGCUCCUGACGCGGCUACGCCGCGGCACGGCCGCGGCGCUGGCAAGCGCGGUGCUGCUACUCGCCCCCGCCGCACCCCCAGCACGCUAUGCUCCAUCCCUGGCCCACGCGGCGGGCGCCAUCAGCAGCAGCAAUGGCAGCAGCAGUGGCAGCAGCAGCAGCAGCAGCAGCAGCAGCAGCAGCAGCAGCAGCAGCACCACGACCAAUGAGACGUACAGCGGUGUUGCGGCGUACGAGAGCGCUGUGCGGGACCGCGGCGACGGCAAGGGGCCGAACAUGUCUUUGUUCACGGAGGAUGCACGGCAGGCGAUGACCAGGCUGCAGCAGUAUGCGGCGUACGUGGAGGACGAGGUGUGUCCGCGCGAGGAGGCGUGCGGCGAGGUAUGCACUGAAAACCGCGAGGUGCUGGAGAAGGCGUGGCAGGUCGUGGCGAGUGAGCACUACAGCGCCAGUGGGGCAUUCAGCCAGGCGGGAUGGGCCGGGGUGCUGCUUGACACACUGCAGGCCCAGCCCGACGGCCUCAUCCGCACCAAGCCUCAGCUGCAGGCCGCCAUCGCCGCAAUGCUGGCCCGCCUGCACGACCCGUACUCCGAGUUCCUGCCGCCGGCCGCGUUCCGGCGAGCGCUGCGGCGGCCGCUGCCAUCGGAGCAGUCGUACCUGCAGGCCCAGUACGUGGGUCUGGGUGUGGAGCUUGGUCCGGUGGCGGCGGAGGGCGGGCGACUGGUGCUGGCGCCGCUGGCGGGGUCGCCGGCGGAGGCGUCGGGCAUUGCGCGCGGCGACCGCCUCAUAAGCAUUGACGGCACGCGGGUUGACGAGCUGGGUCUGGAGCAGGCGCGUGCGCUCAUGCGCGGCCCCGCCGGAUCCAGUGCCACCCUGGAGUGGGUGCCAGCCGCCACUGCUGCUACUGCCGCCACUACUGCUACUGCCGCCAGUGGUGGUGCUACUGCCGCCGCCGCCUCGGCGCCCCCAGCUGCUGCAGCAACGACCAAUGUCAGCUUCACGACGGGGGCUGCGGGCAGUAGCGCUGGCAGUAGCAGUAGCAGUGUCGGUGCCAGCAGCACUGGCAGUAGCAGUAGCAGUGUCGGUGGCAGUAGCAGCAGUGUCGGUGCCAGCAGCACUGGCAGUAGCAGCAGUGUCGGUGGCAGUAGCAGUGGCAAGGUGGUGGUGAUGGAUGUGGAGCGGCGAGCGCUGCCGCAGCCGGCCAUCAAGGUGUCGCGGCUGCAGCUGGGCCCGCCCGGCUUCUACGCCACCUACGUACGACUGCUGUACUUCGGCAGUGAGACCACCACCGCCCUGGCCGCGGCGCUGUCUCGCUCCGAGCCCGACCCGGCCAAUGUGGGCUACGUGCUGGAUCUGAGGAACAACCCGGGCGGUGUGUUUGAGGAAGCGCUGGCGUGCGCCUCAUUCUUCCUGGAUCAGGGCGACGUGCUCGCAAAGACCAUACGCGGGCCGGAGGAGGUCAUCGACACGGUGUGGCAGGUGGGCUCCCUGCCGGAGGAGGUGUUUCCCUCGCUGCCGGGGCGCCUGGCAGCCAAGCCGGUGGUGCUGCUGGGCAACAGGAGCACGGCCAGCGCGUCGGAGGUGUUUGCGGGAGCACUGCGCGACAACGGUCGUGCGCCGCUGGUUGGCGAGCCCACCUUUGGCAAGGGACUGGUGCAGUAUUAUUUCCCGCUGAGGGAUGGCAACGACGGCGGCGUGCGAGUCACGGUGGCAAAGUACCUCACGCCCUCGGGCUACGACAUAAGCGGGCGGGGCGCGGGGCUGGUUCCGGACCGCGCGUGCAGCGACUUCCCCCACGGCGGCCUGCCGACCAGUGUGGACGGCGGGGACAAGUGCAUUCAGGCGGCGGCGGGGCUGCUGCGGGUGCGCAUAUGAGCGACCCCCCCCUACCUGCCUACGACUUCACUUCUUAAUUAAUCAUGAAUGUAACCCCCCCAGUCGCCAGCCGACCUGCCAUCAGUCGCCAGCCCAGCUGUGGCAGGGCGGCGUAAUCCCGAUAGCUAUGUAAGUUGGGGAGUAGGGUGGGCGUUGGCUGGCGGCUGGCGGCUGGCCGCAUGCGCGCCUGCCGCCCUCCUGCUCUGGGGAGGACGCGGCGUGAUAGUUGCAUGUGCACCGUGGGCGUGUCAGGAUGCCGUGGUCGAAAAGUGCAUCGGGCGGAGUGCACCGUGCGCAUGUACAGAGUGCGGUAGUUUCUUAGGCAGACCUGUGCGACAGCGACUGAGGGAUGGGCAGCUAUCUAGUUGUAGCUACCAGCAUUCAAGGUAGGAUAGGCACACGCUAGUUGAACUGCAACCGCACUUCACAGUUCACCUGCUGUACGCUUUCCGUACUUUACCGGUGGCGCUCCCAAUGGCGCUCUUUUGUGAAAUACACGAUAGGGAUUCGUGAGUUCGUGUUUGUUGUGACAAGGAAGACAAGGCUGAUGCAGUGCACGUCGUUGUGUGCUUCGCUCCUCGAGAAGAAUUACCCUGAUCAUAAGUUUAGUCUCAGGUUCGCGCUGGAGGUGACAGCAGUGACUCGGUCCAUGCGCUGAUGUGCAGAUGAAAUGCCACGGAAUGCGCUGGAUGCAGGGUUACUGUUGGCAAGGUGUACAUUACGGCGUGUGUGCGCGGAGAGGGACUGGGGGCUGUUCAACCCCCCCACCCCAUACACGUUCACACCGGGGGUCCGGCACUUGUGGGUUUGAGUUAGGCCUCGGCAGCAUUCGGUGGUCUCUAUGUGCUUGCACACUGGGAUCGUCUCCUCUUAUG